Messenger RNA from Acanthoscelides obtectus, 8120 nucleotides. NCBI's taxonomy places the organism in Eukaryota, Metazoa, Arthropoda, Insecta, Coleoptera, Chrysomelidae. The record is from the annotation of a GenBank genome assembly.
CAUCUGUCAAGCGCAUAACCGAUGCUUUGUGCGUUCGUUCAUUCAUUUUCACACAGUGAAAUAAAAAAUACUCCCGUAUUUACAGAAAACGUGGUCUGGUGCUAAAUAAUCCAGUGAAUAACAAAUUGUGAUUUUCCAAAUUACGUAUCUGUAAGUUACCAAUUUCCUAUAAACUUAACCUCUGUCGGCGAAAGGACAGAAUGGCGCUGAAAGUUUGGGUUGUGGAGGCCUUUGAAUUCAAAGACGAUACCCAGAUAGUUCCAAAAUAUAACAGAAAAGUGAAGCUGAGAGCAGACUACGACCCGCAAGGCAUUAGCUUACAGAUCCUGGAACUGGACGAAACCAAUCAACUUUUAGAAUUCCCUGUAGAUUCUAGUACCGAGUGUAGUAAAGUAGGAAUCAGUUCGUAUUUGUUCAAUGUUGAUAGCGAGACAAUUUUAAUAAAAUUUAGUAGUAGGGACGAUGCUAGACAAUUCACAUUAGCUAUAGCAAAAGUGAAAUUGGGAAAGGACGCUUCUGUGUUCUCAGUACGGACAGAAGAUUCAUCUGCCACUCAGUAUUUCCAGUUUUAUGGUUACCUCUCGCAACAACAGAACAUGCUACAAGACUUUGUUAGGACUUAUACGUAUCAGAGAGCAAUAUUAAGUAAUUUAGACGAUUUUAAAGACAAAGUAGUGCUAGAUGUAGGAGCAGGUUCCGGAAUCUUGUCAUUCUUUGCGGCACAGGCUGGGGCAAAACGAAUAUAUGCUGUUGAAGCCUCAACAAUGGCACAGUAUGCUCAAAAGCUGGUAGAGUGCAACAAUCUUACGAAUUCCAUAAAAGUGAUACCUGGAAAAAUUGAAGAAAUUGAACUUCCUGAAAAAGUAGAUGUGAUAAUCUCUGAACCAAUGGGAUAUAUGUUAUAUAAUGAAAGAAUGCUUGAAUCAUACUUGAAUGCAAAAAGAUGGUUAGCACCAGGUGGAAAAAUGUACCCUUCAAGGGGUGACUUACAUGUAGCACCCUUUACAGAUGACGCUUUGUUCAUGGAACAAUUUAGCAAGUCUAAUUUUUGGUUUCAAACUUGCUUCCAUGGUGUAAACUUGUCUGCAUUGCAGAAUCAUGCUGUGAGAGAGUAUUUUAGGCAACCUAUUGUUGAUACAUUUGAUGUAAGAAUCUGUAUGAGCAAGUCAGUGAGACAUGUGGUUGAUUUUUCAGAGGCUGAUGAGACUGACCUGCACACCAUAGAUAUACCUUUAGAAUUUCACAUUUUAGAAUCUGGAACAUGCCAUGGCUUGGCAUUUUGGUUUGAUGUCGCUUUUGCCGGUUCUCAACAGACAAUCUGGCUUAGCACUGCGCCUACAGAACCUUUAACACAUUGGUACCAAGUACGUUGUUUGUUAGAACAGCCACUUCUGUUAAAACAGGGCCAAGUGUUGAUGGGGAAAGUAUUACUGGUGGCAAACAAAAGGCAGAGCUAUGACGUCACGAUUGAAUUGACUGUAGAGGGCACGUCACAGACGUCAAAGAACACGUUGGAUUUGAAAAAUCCAUAUUUUAGAUAUACUGGAGCACCUGUACAGCCACCACCAGGUGUUUCAAAUGUAUCACCUAGUGAAAGUUAUUGGAGCCAACUAGAUGCGCAAGGAGUUCGAAAUGCGGUGAAUAUGGUUAAUGGAAUGUCUGUGAAUGGUUUAGGAGAAGUAUCAAUGGACACUUCACAGACCUUGAUCAAUAACAAUCUGAUGGCCAGCAAUCUCAUCGCUUUAGUGGAUGCACAGCAUGUACCAGAUCCGCCGUCGCAGCACGCGUCGUCUGGUGCCCCGGGGGGUCAACAGCAGCAGAAUCAGGGGGCGCAGCCUAACAUCCAUCCCGGGUGCAUUCCGAGCACGGGCAGGGGCGGGAGGGGCGUCGUCGCGGCCAGCCCCACGUCCACGCAUCAGGCGCAGUUGAUCGGUGGCGCCAUCUCGCCGGCGAUGUUCACUUCUCCUCCCGCUCCGACGCAUCACCAUCAGCAGGCGCAACAGCAGCAUCAGCAACCGCUGGUAAUGGCAAACUAUCCAGUGAGUGCCAAUCUGAUGAUUGGUGACUAUGCUAAACCAGGUAACGGAGUUGCGUUGUCGGUAUUCAGACAGUAAACAGUUCCAUAAUAGUGAGUUAUUUUAAGCGUAAAAACAUUAGAAAGUAAGCCGGUGCCGUUCAAAACUGCGAUUGGUUACCAAACGUCGAUAUUUUAACGAUUAGUUUAGUUAAGGUUUGAGUUUGCCGUUUAUAACAUUGAUCAUUUUUCUCGACGAAUAACGUAUUAAUUUUAGUUAGAUACUUAAGUAAGGAUGCUCGAAACUAGUUUAAAUCAACGGUAGUUGCACACACGAAGCGAAUAAUUUUUGCUAAAGUUGUUUUAGUCUCAUUGUAACAUUUGAUUUCAUGGAAGUAAGGAUCAAACAUGCAUGAAGAAGUAUUUUUAUUUUAUCAGUCGAAUUCACUAGAACAUUUUUACAAUUGACAAUACUUUUAGAUCUAGUAAAACGUAAUUAGAGUGUUUUUGUAUAAAAUACAUGAGGCUUUGACAAUCCUUUGGGUUCUCGUAGUUCAUUUUAUCGCCUAAACUGGAGAGUAAGUAGUCUCUGAUCAAGGCCGUACCCAGCUGAAAACAGAAGGGGGGCACCUCCAAAAAGUGUUUUGGUGGAAGUCCCACAAAUCAUAUCUGCAUAAUUAUGCUUGAUAUUUUUCUUUCUACUAGGAUUUCAUUUAUACAUUUUGUAAAGUUUGGAACGCAUCGAGUGUCUGACGAAUGACUCAUCUAAUUUUUAAAAAAAUUGCUUGGUUUAAGUAUAAAUUCUGAAUACUUUUUAUUAAACAUACUUUGACGUAGACCUCAGUUUUCGAAAUAUUCGCGUCAUACAUUAAUAUUGCAACAAUAGAAAGUAUUUUUUCACCUAAUCAAUGACCAGUAUCGAAAGUAAUUUUCUGACAUUCAAAAGUCUAAUAAGUGUUUUUAUUAGAGUAAUUGAGAAUGAUUUAACUGAAACCGAGAGAAUACAAAUUCUCAUGAUUCUGGGUUAUCGCGAUCGUCGAUUCACACAGCAAGAAGUUUGUGUUUUUUUUAAUGACAAAUAUUCCAACCGGAAUCCUAUAACAAGGUUUACUGUUGGAAAAGUUUUGAGGAAAUUUGAAAUAACAGGACAUGUAAAGGAACAACCACUGACGAAAGUACAUACAGUUUAUACAGAGUCUCAUACAUAUGGGGAUGGAAAACUACUUGGAUUACUUUUUUGAAAGAUUCAAGUAAGUCAGUGAUGAACCCUGUUGUAAAAGAAAUGUGCAGAAGGAUUCAUACAGCAGCGGACAAAAGUUUGGAAACAUUCUUAGUAAUUUUUAAAGUGUGCUAAUUUCUUAUUCUUAAUUAUUAAGGACUAUUUUUUUUCUCAUAUAGUUUGCUUACAGUCUUGAGGAUACCAACGACAAUUUGUGUUUGCUGUGCUACUACAGACUAGCAUUAAAAUACCUUCAUAUCAUAAACAUAUUUUUUAUUACAAAAAUAAAUACAAUAACUCUACAAAAAGAUUUAAAAAAUACACAUUUUUUUUCAGACGUCUGUUGGGAUAUUUUACUAAAUAUUUUUUACAUAAUCAAAUAAAUAGUUCCUAUUUUUAAAAGUUUUUCUGGUCAGUUGUCUUUUAACAUGCUCCCAGAGAUGUUCUAAACGGUUUAGGUCUGGAGAUUGCGAAGGCCAUGUAAGGACAUUAACAUUUUUUAGCCUUAACCAGUCCUUUACGAAUUUUGAGCUGUGCUUGGUGUCAUUAUCUUGCUGGAAUGUCCAUCGUAAAGGUAGUUCUUCUUCAGCAAAAGUUAUCAUGUGUUCACUAAGAAUAUCUUUGUAAUGAUUUUGAUCCAUUUUCCCAACAAUUUUAAGAAUUGAACCCGUUCCAGAACUAGAAAAACAGCCCCAAACCAUGAACGAAUAAAUACGGCAAAACGGAAAUGUCCCCAAAGGUAGACUUUAAUAUUUAUAUUAUACGUUCAUUCACAAUUUUAAUUUAGGUAUAUGAAAUAGUAUGUCCAGUUCGUUGCAACAGCUAAUUUGUUAUUGCAAAAAAUCGUUCAUUUAUGCAUCAGAGUAAAUAUGACAUUGGACAGACAGAGUGAAUUUUUCGUAUCUAAUUUGACAAUAUCUCCAUUACAUAACCAAAAAUGUUAUUUACAAAAAUUGUGGACGAUACGCUUCCUACUUGGAAUAUAGCACUCAUACUUCAUACGGACAUGAUAACAAAAAUGAUGUUUUUUAAAUCGAACACCGUACAUCUUUUAGUAUAUUCUAAUAGGGAGAAGGGAGAAGUUUUAAUUCCGAAAAUAAUUUCUCUUGGUUGAUAUUUAUUCGUUGUUUUUCUACAUUUGCUUAAAAUUUCGCCCUAUAGCCAAAACACUUUUAACAUAUUUAUUUUAGAAUAAUUUCAAAAACAAUUUUUUCAUAUUUCCACCAUUAUGAUCUCCGAAACGGUAGGAGAUAUGGGUCGGUUGAAUGGUGGCAAUGUUGCGUAUUUAUGUAUUUCAAAAAAUGCUUUUGAAAAGUUUUGACGCUUCCAGUAUCUCCAGAGAUUCACGGAAAAUGGAACGAAUUUUUCCAAAACCGUUUAUAAUUUCUCCUGAAUUUAUUUGAGAUUGAAAAAUUAAAAUAAACUGCACACUGACAUUGCCACUUUUUGAAGGUGGCAUAAAUAGAACAUUAAUAUGAUUUUUCUUCUUUUAUCCCCCGCGUCUCAUCUUUGAUUUAUGAAUGCCGUUUUGCAUAGCUUUUAAUUUUGAAUUCAAAUAUUAUAACAUGUCAUACGUUUCUAUAAAAAAAGAAUUCUUGGGAAAGCCUUGAAAUUAUCAUCUAGUCAUUUAUUUCAUGGAAUAUCAAAGAUGAUAACAUGUUACACAUUGAUAUAAAACUUCAACUGCCUAAUUUCAUAUAGUUGGUUUAAACUUAUCGAAUGAGGAAUAACAAUGUAACUCAUCGGUACGGACUGAUCGUGUGACAUUCUCGUUGCCGUUUCUGAGAUCCUAAAGGCGACGGUCGAAUAUCUAACAUAAGAGUUCAACUAGUCCUAUUAAUUUCUCAUCUACUAGGUAUUUCUUCAGCUUGAGGAGAACCCUGUACAUGAAUAAAUUAAAUUUUGUCAAAAACUAUUAAUAUUUUCUGUUGCCCGUUAACAACCCCCCCCCCCCUGGGUACGUCCUUGUCUCUGAUUUUCAAGUUUUGGCAUAUUUGACAAUGAGACUAGCAUAUUCUAUAAAUAUACUAUUUCAUUCAUUUCGACAGAGUGCAAUAACAUACACUGACACAUUGCAAUUAAGAUAAGAUACCUGUCUCCUACAAAGACUGAUUCGUAUUUAGACGCUAUUAUAUAAUUGUGCUUUGCUGAAUAGCUUUUUCUGUGGAUUUUAGUGACUUCGCAGUAUCUCGAUUAAUUCACAUUAUAACUAAACGAUUUCCUCGACAUUGGAAUAAUUUUUCGCGAAAUGGAUUGUCUUUCAACAUGGGCUUCUCAGAAUGUUGUUCAAAGAAAAUAUAUAUGGCGUUUAAUGCAUUUCUGUUCACGACUUAUCUGAACAUUUUAUUUUGAUUUGGCACGGUAUUUUAGUAUCUGUUUUGGUUUUGUGGACCAUUUUUUUGUCCUGAAGGUCCAAAAUUUGAAAAGCAUGUUGACAUUGUCGAAGACACGUUUUUGUGAUUUCUGGGAUAUUGUGAUUGACACAAGUUUUGAAACCAAUCGCAGUUAACUCCGUAUGUGUCUGUGUGUAUACAUAUUUAGAAUAUUGAGUGUGUGGAACAAUAAUUUCCCGUAAUAGGAAUCCGUUUCUAUUUAUUUCAAGUUCUUAAGUUUAUUCUAUUCUGCUCAUAAUUUUUGCUGUUAGUCAACAAGCUUUAGAAAUUGUAAUUUUUUUGGUUUCAAAUUAUGAACUAAUAGUGAAAAAUCAUUGGGUCAUGGGGGAAGAUUUUUUAUUCUUUUAAAAAAUUUUCAUUGCAACAAUAUGAUAAUGACUGAAAAAAUAAAAUUUCGCAUCAGUGAUUAUCUUCUACUACACACAUCAUCAAAAGUGUUGGACCCCCUGGCGUACUGGGAAACUAUAGCCUUCUAAUUUCAAUGUUUGAUAUAUUUUAAAUUGGCGAUAUUUUUACUAUAUUUAUUUAACAAAACGUUAAAUUAAUUUCAUUAAUAUGAAAAGAAAAAGAAAGUUGAAUAAGUAAGGUACCAAAAAUUUUAUUUUUAUAAAUCAAAAUUAAAGAAAAAUAAUCAUUCUAAAGAAGAAUAAAACAUAAUUAAUAACCAGUUCGGUGUCCUCUAGAUCUUAGCAGUGCUUUAACACGCCUUGGCAUUCCUAUUAUUCCGUGGUUAAUGUUUUCUUGGGGUAAAUUAUACCGCUCUUCAUUUACUGCUGCAGCCAGCUCAUUUAGGGUUGUAGGUGGAUCUAUUCUGUUCCGUACGGCUCGAGCUGUAGUGUCCCAAAUGUUUUCAAUGGGGUUCAUGUCUGGGCUGUUAGCAGGCCACGGCAAUCUCACUAUUUGGCCCCUUUCUAGAGCCCGCUGGACCCUUCUCGCUCUAUGUGGCCUUGCAUUAUCAUCCAUAAAAAUGAAGUUGUUACCGAAUUCAUUUUGCGAAGGUUGAAUAAUGGGUUGUAUGACAUUUUCUUCAUAAAUUUCUGCAGUCAUUGCCCUGAUAUGGCACAACUUCUCGGGCCAAAUUUAGUCGCUGUUGGUGUCCUGGUUCUCUCCAAACCCUUAUUCUACGGUCAUCACUCACCAGUCCAAACCUAACUUCAUCUGUAAAUACCACAUUUCGCCACUGUGGUAAAAGCCACUCCUGAUGUUCUGUAGCCCACUGGAGACGAGCAGCAAUUUGUCUACGAGUAAGACGUGGAUCCCUUAAAGGUAUUCUAGGGCGCAAAUUUGCCAUUCGCAAUCUUCUGAUGGUAGAAGUGGAAAUAACUCUUCGAAAGGUAUGUUGAAUAUGCGAUCUGACAGGUGUACUUGUUGAAAAUCUAUUCCUUAGGGCAAAUAGAGCAAUGUAACGAUUCUCCCUAUCAUCUGUUACUCGAGGACGCCCACUGCAUGGCCGAUUUUCGACUGAGCCAGUUUCUUGGAAUCUUUAAAUUGUUCGAAUAACCGAACUUCUUGGGAUACCCAAAUCCAGUGCUAUUCGGUGAUUUGAAAAUCCAGCAUGGAAGAGGGCUACUAUUCGUGUUCUAUCAAAACCAGAAAUUUCAGCUCGCGGCAUUUUAAAAGUUACAGUAUAAAAUUUUAUUCUAGUAUUUUUUGCUCAAACGCUACCGUUAAACUGACUUAUUUCUAUAAAAACCCAAACACAUUUUUAUCUCAACGGUUUUUUUGCGUUUUUUGCUUGCUAAAUAUAUACAGAUUUUUUGUUCACAAACAGAAUGUAGAUAACGUACCUCUAGACGGAUUUAUACAGGGUGUCCAACACCUUUGAUGAUGUGUGUGGGUUAAUCAAUUUUUUACAUAUCUGUGAAUUGAAUCUGAUUGAUUUGACCUAGGCUUGUUGACUGUGUCAUCUCUCUAUGUCCAUUUUCGAUAUUUACUAUUGAAUUUUGAGAAGUGACAUCUGAGUGAACAUUUUGUACAUUUUUUAGUUUGUUGGCUGUAUGUUUUGAUUACUAACUGAAAAAUUCCAAAGCCCAGGUUGUGUCGAAAAGGUUUGUGAAGACUUUUCGAACUUACUAUUAUAACUAUUUCAAAUAGUGUCUCGGAUACGUAUGUGUAUAUAUUAUCGGUAUUUUUAGGAUGCGCUAAUCUUUAGUUAACAACAAUAAUUUAUGUAAAAUAAGGUUAAUUGUUUUUAAAAUAAUUUCCAUGAUUCUACGGCACGAAGUUUUUUACAGCAGCUAUUAUAUUUAUUUUUGCCAUUCUGACGAUCAUAGCGAAUAGAUAACAAGCUUUAAACAAGGUGGUUAUAACAUUUUUAUCAACACAUUUCCGUCAGAUGUGUUCACUUGUCAUUAAGUCAUUAGUUAUAUAUAUUUUAUCAUGGUAAUCAAUUAAAGUAUAUGAACAGAUUCAGUUUUAGUGAAAUUGGUAAUAUGCAAACGUUUGUAGUUGUUUUUUUUGCAUAUCUUUGGUUGCAUAAUAAAACCGUAGGGAG